UUUCCAAUUUUAAAUCAAACUAAUAUAAACUAAACUAACCCAAAUUCUUCACUUUCACUUCACUUCACUCUAUGCAUUCUCUGCGUUUCCAUUUCAUAAUCGGACCAAAAAACUAUGAAAACAAGAAGAAUUUUUCAUCAAUUUGUUCAUGGAAAUCGAGUUUCUCAUCAUCCGAAUACGUUAAAUUCGUUUCGAAGAAUGAUAGUAAAAGGUAUAAUAUUGCUGCAAUGGGAGUAGAGAAAAAUGUUGGAUGUGAAGUGGAAGUUGUUUCGUGGAGAGAAAGAAAGAUUAAAGCUGAGAUUUUGGUGAAUGCUGAUGUUGAUUCUGUAUGGAAUGCUCUUACUGAUUAUGAAAGGCUUGCUGAUUUUGUACCAAAUCUCGUUAGCAGUAGGAGAAUCCCUUGUCCACGUCCUGGACGUAUUUGGUUGGAGCAAAGAGGUAUCCAACGAUCUCUCUAUUGGCACAUAGAAGCUCGCGUUGUAUUGGAUCUCCAAGAAUUCAUUAACUCGGAUAAUGUUCGCGAACUCCAUUUCUCUAUGGUUGACGGUGACUUCAAGAAGUUUGAAGGCAAAUGGUCUGUGAGAGUUGGAACAAGGUCUUCAACAGCUAUACUAAGUUAUGAAGUUAGUGUCAUACCAAGGUUUAACUUUCCUGCCAUUUUCUUGGAGAGGAUUAUAAGGUCAGACCUCCCAGUAAAUCUUCAAGCAUUGUCCUGUAGAGCUGAAAACAGUUAUCAAGGUGAUCAAAGUGUUUCUGUCACUUGUGCUGAUACCAAAGAGGAGCCUGGUUCUUACCUUAUUUCCACUAAGAGAGAUAUUGAUCAUGUCAUAUCCCUCGAAAAUAAAUCUUCCGGUGAACACUUAAAGGACAAGUUUGUCAAAGCCACUUUUGGCCCAUCGACACCAGCUACAAGUGAUGUGAGUAAUAGUUGGGGAAUAUUUGGGAAAACUUGCAGACUUGACAAGCCAUGCGUGGUGGAUGAAGUCCAUCUCCGAAGAUUUGAUGGUCUACUGGAAAAUGGAGGUGUUCAUCGUUGUGUUGUUGCUAGUAUUACAGUAAAAGCUCCAGUUCGUGAAGUAUGGAAUGUUUUGACUGCUUAUGAAAGUCUUCCUGAGAUAGUUCCAAAUUUAGCGAUCAGUAAGAUCUUAUCACGAGACAACAACAAAGUUCGCAUUCUUCAGGAAGGAUGCAAGGGUCUUCUAUACAUGGUACUCCAUGCACGUGUCGUCCUUGACUUAUCUGAACAUAUAGAACAAGAAAUUAGCUUUGAGCAGGUGGAAGGAGAUUUCAAUUCUUUUCAAGGAAAAUGGAUCUUAGAGCAAUUAGGCAGUCAUCAUACUCUAUUGAAGUACAGUGUGGAAUCAAAAAUGCACAAGAAUUCAUUUCUUUCUGAAGCAAUUAUGGAAGAGGUCAUAUAUGAGGACCUUCCCUCUAACUUAUGUGCAAUCCGAGAUUACAUUGAGGAAAGAGAGACUGAGAAACCUCUUGAGAAAUUUAACCAUGAUGAAUUCCGAGAGGUAUUGGUUAGUUCAUCAAUGAAGGAUUCAUCUGUUUAUUAUGAUAGGCCAGCUGGGCAGAAUUCAGACAGUUGUAGUUUACAUUCACCUAGACAAAGGCCGAAAGUUCCAGGGUUACAGAGGGAUAUUGAAGUUCUCAAAGCUGAGCUCUUGGUUUUUAUCUCUGAACAUGGACAGGAAGGAUUUAUGCCUAUGAGAAAGCAACUCAGGAAACAUGGAAGAGUGGAUAUUGAAAAGGCGAUUACACGUAUGGGGGGUUUUAGAAGAAUUUCUUCAUUGAUGAAUCUAUCUCUUGCUUACAAACACCGCAAACCAAAAGGUUAUUGGGAUAGCUUGGAAAAUUUACAAGAGGAGAUCAGUCGCUUCCAGAAGAACUGGGGAAUGGAUCCAUUGUAUAUGCCUAGUAGAAAAUCCUUUGAACGUGCAGGUCGCUAUGAUAUUGCUCGUGCAUUAGAAAAAUGGGGUGGUCUGCAUGAAGUUUCACGUCUUCUGUCACUUAAGGUAAGGCAUCCUAACAGACAAGCAAGCCUUGCCAAAGAGAAGAAAGUUGAGUUGUUAGCUAAUGAUGUAAAUAAUGAAACUACAUCGUCUAAACCUUUUGUUGCACAAGAUGCAAAAAAAUGGCUCAUGAAACUCAAGGACUUGGACAUAAAUUGGGUAGAAUGAGUAUUGAGUUUUAUUUCACUAUGACAACAGCUAAUUGUAUCAAGUGUACAUAUAGCAAUCAAGUAUGUUUCAAUUCCAAA
This is a messenger RNA of Solanum dulcamara, 2263 nucleotides long. RefSeq lists its product as uncharacterized. NCBI's taxonomy places the organism in Eukaryota, Viridiplantae, Streptophyta, Magnoliopsida, Solanales, Solanaceae. The transcript has 10 exons. The record is from RefSeq and is a predicted model, not a curated record. The coding region runs from base 72 to 2183 and encodes 703 amino acids. Gene Ontology annotation, biological process: regulation of photosynthesis, light reaction.